AUGGCGACACCGACAUGCGGCCAAGUCAUGGAGUUGGAUGCGCAAAUCUACGAAUCAAGUUUCUACCAAGAGUUAGCUGCAAGGGGGGAAAUACACAUCGACCAUCGAGAACCACCUCCUCGCCGGAAUGUUUAUCUGGAAAGGAGACAAGUCGGGGACACCGUUGUGCCGACCACGGUGACCGGACCUACUUCAACUUCGACAUCGUCUUCAUCCCCCUCCUCAGAACCCACAAUCACCUCUUCCGCUGAAUCGGUAUCGGCCAUCAGCACAGAAACCAAAGCUCCUCUGUCAACACCCGGCGUGUCGACAUUGACCGCACCCAGCGUCACCGUCGUCACCACACCACUCCCGACUCCCUUCGACACCUCGCUAGGAAGCAACUUCAGCAGUUCCUCCUGCCCACAGUUCUUCUCCGACUUCCUCAACAACUCAACAUUCCAAUCCUGCGUCCCCGUGUCCCUGCUGCUGCAAAACUCCAACUCAUUCUUCCGCGCCCAGCGAUCAUUCACGCUCCUUACGCAAACCCUGAACGCAGCGUGUAAUGCCCCCUUGGCCAUCUGCUCGCCUUUGCUCAGCAAUCUCGGCUCCCAACUGAUCGACGACGCGAAUUGUGGCGAGGAAUACAAGCAGCAGAACCCGCUGGUCUCACAAGCCUACGCAGGAUUCCUAGCCUACGAACCGGUCUAUCGGGCCACGUGUCUCCAGGACAAAAGCACCGGGAAUUACUGCUUCAGCGAAGCCGUUACAAACUCGUCCAACGCUGCCGACUUUUACCCUUACUACACGGCUGUGGGACUGUCGAUGCCGGAGACGGCGCGCCCCAGUUGCAGUCAGUGUCUCAAAGAGACGAUGGAGAUCUUUGCAGGGUAUGCACAGGACGCAUCACAGCCCCUGGCCAAGACGUACCUACCGUGCGCGACUCAGGUGGACAAGAGCUGUGGGAGCGCGUUUGUGAGCACGGAUGUAAAGGCUGGCAGUGUGGCGAGUCCCAACGCUGCCACCGGGGGAUGGAAGGUAGUACCGCCGGUUUCGCUCAUGAUCAUGACAACACUGGUGAUGGCAUUCGUCACCAGUGGGCUGCACUGA
Molecule: messenger RNA, 1089 nt
Organism: Cladophialophora bantiana CBS 173.52
Lineage: Eukaryota; Fungi; Ascomycota; Eurotiomycetes; Chaetothyriales; Herpotrichiellaceae
Exons: 1
Coding region: 1-1089 (362 amino acids)
Source: RefSeq, a predicted model, not a curated record